This is a messenger RNA of Camellia sinensis, 531 nucleotides long. NCBI's taxonomy places the organism in Eukaryota, Viridiplantae, Streptophyta, Magnoliopsida, Ericales, Theaceae. The record is from RefSeq and is a predicted model, not a curated record.
AUGGAACCCUUGAAUUAUGUGGUGUUCGUGUCUCUCCCAUCUGGGGACUAUAUGUUAUGUGCUUCUAUGUAUCCUACAUGUGAGCUUUUACUUGGAGAUAUUCCAUUAUGUGCUAAUUUGAUACCUCUUGAUAUGGUACACUUUGAUAUAAUUUUGGGAAUAGAUUGGUUAGCUGAGUAUCAUGCAACCAUCGAUUGUGUGUCUAAGCAAGUUGUGUUCCACCCACCAGAGACAACCGAGGUGAGUGUUGAAAAUAUUCAGAUUGUUAAUGAGUUUUCGGAUGUAUUUCUUGAAGAAUUUCCAGGGGACUUGAUAGACCAUGAGAAUGAGUUUGUUAUUGAUAUUAUACCGGGGCAUGUGAUUAACAAGGGUGGGGUGUCUGUCGAUCCACAAAAGAUAGAGGCUAUUGUGAAUUGGCCUGCUCUUACCAAUGUUACAGAAGUACACAGUUUUAUCGGCUUAGCGGGUUACUGUCGAAGAUUUGUUAAAGAUUUCUCUAAGAUUGCAAUGCCACUUACCCAGUUGACUUAA